Gopherus evgoodei (Goodes thornscrub tortoise) is the source of this 2950-nucleotide messenger RNA. It is a transcript of the gene FAM131B, whose product is annotated as family with sequence similarity 131 member B. The coding region runs from base 457 to 1620 and encodes 387 amino acids. Lineage: Eukaryota; Metazoa; Chordata; Testudines; Testudinidae. The transcript has 7 exons. The record is from RefSeq and is a predicted model, not a curated record.
UCCUGCAGCCGCGGCGCGGGCUCAGCCAAUGGCAGCCCCGCGCUCGGGACCUGAGCUGUUUACCCAAGCUCAGCCCUCCCCCUCCUCCUCCUGCGAAGAUCCUUGGAGCAGCCAAGCCUGGAAGAGCGAGCGAGGGCGGAGAGAGGAGCGAGGGAAAGAGGCACGAGCGCAGAGGGAGAGGAGGCAGCGCUGUGGCAGGAGAGGUGUGGCCGGUUAGAGCAUCUUGGCCGGAGGGCUUGGACCGGAGCAUCUCCUGCCUCCCUCACUGCCUCUCUCCGGGGCGGGCAAGGCGCGCUCAGCCCGGACCAUGCCCCUCCGCCGGCGCAGGCUGGGCCACGCUGGACAUUCAGCAUAACUGGAGCUCCCCCACCCCACCCCCUCCUCCGACACCUUCGCCCACUUCCCUCCUCCUCACUGCGGCGGCUGCUGCCUCCUCCGCGAGGACCUGCUAGAGUGAUGGGCUGCAUAGGAUCCAGGACUGUAGGGAAUGAGGUGAUUGCAGUGGACUGGAAGGGACUGAAAGAUGUGGACCAGAUCAAUAUGGACAGCACCAGCUCAUUGCAUGGCAGUAGCAUCCACCGACCCUCCACUGAGCAAACCCGGACAGAUUUCUCCUGGGAUGGUAUUAAUCUCUCCAUGGAAGACACAACCUCCAUUCUCCCCAAGCUGAAGCGGAACUCCAAUGCUUAUGGAAUCGGGGCUCUGGCUAAGUCGUCUUUCUCUGGCCCCUUAGGGAUAUCCCGCAGCAUGAAGGAUCACGUCACGAAGCCAACGGCUAUGGGACAGGGUCGUGUAGCUCACAUGAUCGAGUGGCAAGGAUGGGACAAAGGUAACAGCCAGCAACAGCUGCAUACACAUGAGGCGGUGCGCAAGGAUGCUGAUGCCUACUCAGACCUGAGCGAUGGCGAGAAGGAGGCCCGAUUCCUUGCAGGGGUGAUGGAGCAGUUUGCCAUCUCUGAGGCCACUCUCAUGGCCUGGUCCUCCAUGGAUGGUGAGGAUGUGAGUGUCAACUCCAACCAGGAGAACCCAGCAAGCAACUACAGUGAGAACUACCAGGAGCUGAUGGAGAACCAGGAUCACAUGGCCCAGGCACAGUAUGACAGCUGGCCUCAUUCCUAUGUCUCUCAGGGCAUGUAUUGCCUGGGCUCCUCUGAUGCUUGGGAGACCAGCGACCAGUCCCUCAUUGCUUCCCCAGCUACUGGUUCCUACCUAGGCCAGAACUUUGAGGAGACCCAGUCCAACCUGCAGGAGAGCACAUUGAUUCAGAGUAGCCUCAUCCAGCAGCAUCAGAUGCAGCAGCAGCAACCACAGGCCCUGCUCCAGAACCCAGGGCUUAUUGACAUGUGGCCCCCUCAGACUGCCUCAGUGGGUGGUGGUGGGGCCGAAUCCAGCACAUACAUGGGGGUGCAUACAGAGGAGGAAGGGAACCCACUACUGGAGAAGGCCCCGCUGCUAAACAAGAAGGCCUCUCCAGAGGAGGACGAUGCUGUAUGCCGGGAUCUGGAGUCACUGUCACCUCGGGAGGAGCUGGACCAUGCCGCACUCAGCUGCAAGGUCUCGGAUGUCACCUCGUCCGGGGUGCAGUCCUUUGAUGAGGAGGAGGGGGAAGCAAACAAUUGAUGCUGCCAGUGAGGAAUCCGUCAGCACUACCAAAUGGGAGAGGGGAAGGGAGAAUGAAAUGACAGGAAAACCUCUCCCAGGUUCCCAGGCGGACACACGUGUCAUUCUGACUUUUCAUUUUUAACAAAAGGGAAGUAAAGGACUGGAGGUGUUUGACAAGGUCAGAGCCCUCCUUGCCCACCAUCAUGGACUGAUCCCAUGGCCCCCUGUUCUGGACAGCAUGCUGGGGGCUCAGGGAACUCUGGACUUUAAAUCUUUUUGAUACAAAGGUUUGGCUCUGGAUUCAGACUGCUCAGAUGCUGGGAUGUGGCUCCCAAGAUACAAACAAUGGCUUGAGACAGGGAUAUGGCUGUAUGGAUAGGAUCUAUCUUGGUAGAAUGUAUGUUGUUUUGGGGCUACAAUCUGCUUUGAUCCAUGGGAUAUGUGAAUACAGAGUUUGUUUUGAACAGGGCACAAGGCUGUGCAGAUAUAGGUUGCACUGAUAGAAAGAUUAUGACUGAUAUACAGGAUAAGGCUGUAUGAAUAUAGCCACUGCACUAAUAGGAUGGAUGAGCUAUAUGGAUAAAUACUGUACAGUUCUUUGACAUGAGAACCAAGGCUCUGUGGAUACGGACUGUACUGUGGUAUGGAUGGUGAGGCUUUGUGGACAAGAGCUGUGCUGUGAUAUGGAUGGUGUGACUCUGUGGACACAGGCUGUGGUCUGGUAUGGAUAGUGUGACUCUGUGGAUACGGGCUGUGCUGUGGUAUGGAUGGUGUGACUCUGUGGACACAGGCUGUGCUCUGGUAUGGAUGGUGUGGCUCUGUGGACACGGGCUGUGCUCUGGUAUGGAUGGUGUGGCUCUGUGGACAUGGGCUGUGCUCUGGUAUGGAUGGUGUGGCUCUGUGGACAUGGGCUAUGCUCUGUGAUGGAUGGUGUGGCUCUGUGGACAAGGGCUGUGCUUUGGUACGGAUGGUGUGGCUCUGUGGAAACGGGCUGUGCUGUGGUAUGGAUGGUGUGACUCUGUGGACACAGGCUGUGCUCUGGUAUGGAUGGUGUGGCUCUGUGGACAAGGGAUGUGCUCAGGUAUGGAUGGUGUGGCUCUGUGGACACGAGCUGUGCUCUGGUAUGGAUGGUGUGACUGUGGACAAGGGCUGUGCUCAGGUAUGGAUGGUGUGGCUCUGUGGACAAGGGCUGUGCUCAGGUAUGGAUGGUGUGGCUCUGUGGACACGGGCUGUGCUGUGGUAUGGAUGGUGUGACUCUGUGGAAACAGGCUGUGCUGUGAUAUGGAUGGUGUGACUCUGUGGACACAGGCUGUGCUCUGGUAUGGAUGGUGUGGCUCUGUGGACACAG